Nylanderia fulva is the source of this 3445-nucleotide messenger RNA. Its product is annotated as putative ATP-dependent RNA helicase DDX23. Lineage: Eukaryota; Metazoa; Arthropoda; Insecta; Hymenoptera; Formicidae. The record is from RefSeq and is a predicted model, not a curated record. Gene Ontology annotation, molecular function: ATP binding; RNA helicase activity; nucleic acid binding.
GGUAUCGAUACUUUUAUGAUAUCGGAACAUCCCUAAAUUCGCCAUCUGGUAAAAAUUGAUGGAGAGGGGGUAAAACGCCAGCUUUUACUCGCUACGUGAAAUUGUGCCUUGAGUUAUAUAUAUGUAUAUUUUGGAUAUGUGCUAUAUUUGAAGGGAGAAAGACAUAAGACAUAAAAGAUUGCGAAAUAUAUAAUUGUACAAACCACUUUGUAUUAGACUGUUUAUUCUAUUUAAAAAAUAAAAUUAAUUAGCAAUAAUUAAUUUAUUAAUUUAUUAAGUGAAAUGCAUCACUAUUAUACUGUUAGCAUUGCAAUGUGAGCACCUAACCUAAUCUAACCUUCUAACUGUUUUCUUUCAUUUUACAGAAGACUAUUAGAUACCGAUUAUCAAAAAGCUAUAUCUUCAAUUAGAAACACAUUAAUUGUUAGAAGAAAUUUUGAUACGUCAUCUAUUUUAAAAGAUUUUUAAAAGAUUAAUAGACGCUGUAUCAAAAAGCCAUACCUUCAGCUGCGGAGACAUAUUAAAGUCUGUAAGAAGAAAUUUUGCUUUAUCAGAAAGGAAUUUUGAAAUCGUCGAGCAACUUUUAAAUGCCACACGACAAGAAAAUCCUGCGACGCAGCCGGUCUCGCGACCGCGAGCGGGAACGUGAGCGUGAACGGGAACGACGGGACCGACGACGCAGCAGGAGUCGAUCCAAGGACCGCAAGAAGGAUAGGAAGCGGUCCAGGUCGAGGGAGCGAUCGCGCGAGCGCGAUAGAUCGCGGGAGAAGGAUCGGGACCGCUCGAGGGAGCGUCGAGAUGCCAAGGACAGGUCCAAGGAUGAGAAAAAGCAGCACAAGUGUAGCCCUGCGCUUGUGGAGGAGGACUCAAAGAAAGAUCUAAAGGGCAAUGAUGUUAAAAAGGAGGAAGAAGAGGCGGAGGAGAAGGCCAAGCAGGCAGCGAAGAAGGAGCCGUUGAGUCUGGAGGAGCUGCUGGCCAAGAAGAAGGCGGAGGAGGAAGCGCGAGCUAAACCGAAGUUCCUCAGUAAAGAGGAGCGCGCGGCCUUAGCGUUGGAGAAACGUCAAAAGGAAGUGGAAGCAAUGAGGAGGCAUACACAUACGCAGCAAGAGGAGGAGCUCAAGUCCUUAUUUUACAGCGACAGCACUGGAAAGGACAGAGAGUGGGAUGAUAGAGACAGCAGAAGAAGAGAUGGACAACGUUCACGUGAGGAUGAAAUUAAAGAUAAAGACAAGGAGAAAGAAGUGGAGGCUAUCAAGGAACGAUAUUUGGGCUUGGUGAAAAAGAAGAGGCGAGUGAGAAGACUGAAUGAUCGAAAAUUUGUCUUUGAUUGGGACACCUCGGAGGACACAUCUGUGGAUUACAAUAACAUUUACAAAGAGAGGCAUCAAGUGCAGUUCUUUGGUAGAGGUAAUCUAGCUGGUAUUGACAUAAAGGCACAAAAGCGAGAUCAGAGCAAAUUUUAUGGUGAAUUGUUGGAGAAGAGACGCACAGAAGCUGAAAAGGAGCAGGAAAAAAUGAGACUAAAGAAAGUGAAGAGAAAGGAAGAGAAGCAAAAGUGGGACGAUCGACAUUGGUCCGAGAAGGCGUUGAACGAGAUGACCGAGCGCGAUUGGCGCAUCUUCAGGGAAGAUUACAACAUCACGAUAAAGGGCGGUCGCAUUCCCGAUCCCAUUCGUUCCUGGAAAGAGUCCGGUUUUCCGAAAGAGAUUCUAGAUAUCAUCGACAAAGUGGGCUACAAGGAUCUCACACCUAUUCAACGACAAGCAAUUCCAAUUGGUCUACAGAAUCGAGAUAUUAUCGGCGUUGCCGAAACUGGGUCGGGAAAGACAUUGGCUUUCUUGAUUCCGCUGCUGUUAUGGAUUACUAAUCUGCCGAAAAUCGAAAGACUCGAAGAAGCGGAUCAAGGACCCUACAGUAUCAUUUUAGCACCCACACGUGAGUUAGCACAACAAAUAGAAGAAGAGACCAAUAAAUUUGGACAGCCAUUGGGCAUCCGGACUGUUGUGGUGGUAGGUGGUCUGUCGAGAGAGGAACAAGGUUUUAGAUUGCGAAUGGGAUGUGAGAUUGUCAUAGCUACACCUGGUCGAUUGAUAGAUGUCUUGGAGAAUCGAUAUCUUGUGUUGAAUCAGUGUACUUAUAUUGUACUGGACGAAGCUGAUAGAAUGAUAGAUAUGGGUUUUGAACCAGAUGUUCAAAAAAUUCUGGAAUACAUGCCUGUAACGAAUUUGAAGCCAGACAAUGAGGACGCGGAAAAUGAAGAAAAACUUCUAGCCAAUUAUAACACGAAGAAGAAGUAUAGACAAACCGUAAUGUUUACCGCCACAAUGCCACCGGCUGUAGAACGUCUCGCUAGAACUUAUCUAAGGAGGCCGGCGGUAGUUUACAUCGGUAGUGUUGGUAAACCGACAGAGCGUACCGAACAGAUAGUCCACAUAAUGGGCGAAGCCGACAAGCGAAAGAAACUCAUGGAGAUAUUGAGCAGAGGUGUCGAGCCACCCGUCAUUAUAUUCGUCAAUCAGAAGAAGGGUGCGGACGUGCUAGCGAAAGGCUUGGAAAAGUUUGGGUACAACGCUUGUACCCUGCACGGUGGAAAAGGCCAGGAACAGCGAGAAUAUGCCUUGGCAUCUCUUAAAAGUGGAAGUAAGGAUAUUCUAGUCGCCACUGAUGUCGCAGGACGAGGUAUUGACAUCAAGGACGUUUCUAUGGUCAUCAACUAUGACAUGGCUAAAACCAUCGAAGAUUACACACAUAGGAUCGGACGAACUGGCCGAGCUGGUAAAGCUGGCCUCGCUAUUUCCUUUUGCACGAAAGACGACAGUCACUUGUUCUAUGACCUUAAACAGACCAUCCUCGCCAGUCCGAUAUCCACUUGUCCGCCGGAACUACUUAAUCAUCCAGAUGCUCAGCAUAAGCCUGGAACGGUGGUUACCAAGAAACGGCGGGAAGAGAAGAUCUUUGCUUAAUCUCUCUUCGUGGCGAGCAUUUUGGUUAGAUGACAUAGGAUCCAAGUUGGAACAUCCAAUGAUUUAGAGUUGCGAGAAAUGUAAGAGGAAAACACCGUGAAUUCGAAUCAUCUCUCUCAUUUGGAUCAUGUUUUUUUAAAAAAACUUGAUCAAAAUGGAUUUCUCUUGCAUUGCUUUAUGGUUGCUACAAAAAUGAUUCCAUAAGGUGAAGAUGAGAUUAUGGACAGACAUGAAUGCACGUAUAAUGCCAUUUUCAUUCUAUAAAAUAUAAAAAUUGAAAAUGCAAAAUACAGAGGUAGAUCCAAAUGGAUCAAUAAUAUAAUAUGUAUUUUGAAUUCUUACAAGAAAACACGAUGAAUCAUUUAGAGUUAUGACUAAAUGUCUGUUGGCAUGAAUAAUGUAAAUACUUAUUUACACGAUAUGUAAACAAUAAAAUUAUUUGAAUUAUAAUACAGUAAGUAAAUGCGCGAGAUUUUCUACAA